GGUGCAUUUGGAGCUCUUCAGAAAAUAUGUGAAGAUUCUGCUGAGAUUUUAGAUAGUGAUCUAUUGGAUCGACCACUCAAUAUCAUGAUUCCUAAAUUCUUACAGUUCUUCAAGCACAGCAGUCCAAAAAUAAGGUCCCAUGCUGUUGCAUGUGUCAAUCAAUUUAUCAUCAGCAGAACUCAAGCUCUUAUGUCGCAUAUAGAUUCUUUUAUUGAGAAUCUUUUUGCGUUGGCUGGUGAUGAGGAACCUGAAGUUCGCAAAAACGUUUGCCGUGCUUUGGUAAUGUUGCUGGACGUUCGAAUGGAUCGCCUUCUUCCUCAUAUGAUUAGUAUAGUUGAAUACAUGCUUCAGAGGACACAGGACCAAGAUGAAAACGUAGCUUUGGAGGCUUGUGAGUUUUGGCUGACUUUGGCUGAACAGCCAAUUUGUAAAGAUGUAUUAUGUCGGCAUCUUACUAAGCUGAUACCCGUGCUGGUAAAUGGUAUGAAAUAUUCAGAGAUAGAUAUUAUUCUGUUGAAGGGGGAUGUCGAAGAAGAUGAAGCAAUUCCAGAUAGUGAACAGGACAUAAGACCUCGCUUUCAUCGCUCACGAACAGUGGCACAGCAGCAUGGUAUUGAAGAUGGUACUGAAGAUGACGAUGACGACGAUGAACUUGAUGAUGAUACUAUUUCUGACUGGAAUCUAAGGAAAUGUUCUGCUGCUGCUCUAGAUGUCCUGGCCAAUGUAUUUCGUGAUGAACUUCUGCCACACAUCUUGCCCCUUUUGAAGGAAUUGCUCUUCCACCCAGAAUGGGUAGUCAAAGAAUCUGGCAUUCUUGUUCUUGGAGCAAUUGCUGAAGGCUGCAUGCAGGGUAUGAUUCCAUAUCUUCCUGAGCUGAUCCCUCACCUUAUUCAGUGCCUCUCCGACAAAAAGGCUCUUGUGCGCUCCAUCACCUGCUGGACGCUUAGUCGCUAUGCACACUGGGUAGUUAGCCAGCCCCCAGACACUUACUUGAAGCCAUUAAUGACCGAGUUGCUAAAGCGCAUCCUGGAUAGCAACAAGAGAGUACAAGAAGCUGCCUGCACAUGCCUUCUUACUCUAGAAGAGGAGGCUUGUACAGAGCUUGUUCCUUACCUUGCUUAUAUACUUGAUACUUUGGUCUUUGCAUUUAGUAAAUAUCAGCAUAAAAACCUGCUCAUUCUUUAUGAUGCUAUAGGAACUCUGGCAGAUUCUGUAGGACAUCAUCUAAACAAACCAGAAUAUAUUCAGAUGUUAAUGCCUCCAUUAAUUCAUAAAUGGAACAUGUUGAAGGAUGAAGAUAAAGAUCUUUUCCCUUUAUUAGAGUGCCUGUCGUCAGUUGCUACUGCCUUGCAAUCUGGCUUCCUUCCAUACUGUGAACCUGUGUACCAGCGUUGUGUAAAUCUGGUGCAGAAGACCCUUGCACAAGCCAUGUUGCACAAUGCUCAGCCAGACCAAUAUGAGGCUCCAGAUAAAGACUUCAUGAUUGUGGCUCUUGAUCUGCUUAGUGGUUUAGCUGAAGGGCUUGGAGGCAACAUUGAACAGCUAGUGGCUCGCAGCAAUAUCCUGACACUAAUGUACCAAUGCAUGCAGGAUAAGAUGCCUGAGGUACGGCAGAGUUCUUUUGCAUUGCUAGGUGAUCUGACAAAGGCAUGUUUUCAGCAUGUUAAGCCUUGCAUCGCUGAUUUCAUGCCCAUUUUGGGAACCAACUUAAAUCCUGAAUUCAUUUCUGUGUGCAACAAUGCCACCUGGGCGAUCGGAGAAAUCUCCAUUCAGAUGGGUAUAGAGAUGCAGCCUUAUAUUCCAAUGGUGUUACACCAGCUCAUAGAAAUAAUAAACAGACCCAACACGCCAAAGACGUUGUUAGAGAACACAGCAAUAACAAUUGGUCGUCUUGGUUACGUUUGUCCUCAAGAGGUGGCCCCCAUGCUACAGCAGUUUAUAAGACCCUGGUGCACUUCUCUGCGAAACAUAAGGGACAAUGAGGAAAAGGAUUCAGCCUUCCGGGGGAUAUGUACCAUGAUAUCAGUCAACCCCAGUGGAGUAGUCCAAGACUUUAUUUUUUUUUGUGAUGCUGUUGCAUCAUGGAUUAGCCCAAAAGAUGAUCUUCGAGACAUGUUCUGUAAGGGAGAAAGGAACAAUGGCUUUGACAUCCUGUAUCACAACAUGAAACAUGGACACUUGUCAACAAAAGAUUUAGCGGAAUUUAUCAGAGAAAGAGCUACAAUAGAGGAGGCGUACUCAAGGUCAAUGACAAAACUAGCCAAAUCAGCAAGCAAUUACACACAACUUGGGACAUUUGCACCUGUUUGGGAUGUUUUCAAAACCUCAACAGAAAAACUAGCAAGCUGUCACUUGGAUCUUGUACGAAGAUUACAAGAGAUAAUAAAAGAAGUUCACAAGUAUGGAGAUGAACAAAUUAAAGCUUAUAAGAAGACUAAAGAAGUUGUUUCAGGAACAUUGGAAGCAGUGCAAAAUAUUCAAAGUAUCACUCAGGCCUUACAAAAGUCAAAGGAAAACUACAACACAAAGUGUGUCGAGCAAGAACGAUUGAAAAAAGAAGGCGCAACCCAGAGAGAGGUUGAUAAG
Messenger RNA from Tinamus guttatus (white-throated tinamou), 2586 nucleotides. NCBI's taxonomy places the organism in Eukaryota, Metazoa, Chordata, Aves, Tinamiformes, Tinamidae. The record is from RefSeq and is a predicted model, not a curated record.